CACACACACACACACUGCUGAAGACUGGAGCUCCUAGCAGGCAGGCAGGCAGGCAGGCGCGCCCGAGCUGUCCCUCAUCUUCGCUGAGACGAUGGAUGUACGUUUUGGAGUUAAUAUCAGAUCUUUAGCACCUGUAUCUUAGGUGUAACUUGAAGUCAUUUUGGAACGACAGCAACCUUUGGCAGACUAGGCAUGCUUAUUAGGAAAAUGUGUGUUUAAACAUUGACUGAAGUAUUGAGGUUUGGUGACCAACAUUUUUUUUUUUGCGAAGUUAUGACUUGACGUUGAUUGUUGACGAUAAGUGGAGCAAUAGGAGUGCAAUUCAUCUGUAAAUUCAUGCGCUCCCACGAAGCACGCAAUUAUGUUUUUGGUGUUUAGGCUUACUUUCUUCUUCGGGAGUUUGGCGCUCAUCGCUGUCUCUUCAGACACCAGGAUUCCUUAUAGGCAUGGAAAUUCUAGAGGAAUAGGGACGAAAACGGAAGAUAUCAGGAGAUCGGUACUGGAAUUAUCAAGGAACAGCCUGGCUAUCAAUGACACGUACAGAACAAGACUGUACUCCACAGGUGCGUCAUUUUCGAAUUCUGCGAGGACAUCCACCACAACUGAAAACAAAACUCACCCAACAAAACACAAUAGUUCUGAUUUUAUAUUGUCAAACCGGACUGAAAUUCCAAGUAAUCAUCAUGAAGAAUUUCUUGGGCAUCGAGUCAACAGCCAAACAGUGGAGCUGGAAGUGCCAGGAACCGACAGUACUCCAACAUCCAGACACAAGUACUUGGCGCAUCGCCUUAAGCGAAACCUCAGACUUAAAAGAGUUGGGGAAGACAGCGAGACAAAAGAUAUAAUUGAAAGCAGACAGAUGGACAAAUAUGGCAAAGAAACAUAUGUUGGAGAGGGGCCUUUAGCAACAUCUGAUAUCAUGUUGGAAUCUUUACCGAAACCCAUGGCACAGAAUUCCACAGAUUAUCCUUUCGAUUUCACCAGAAAUGACGGGUUGUUAACUGUGGCAGAAGAUGAUUUCGGCGAGAUCACCCCUUUGAUACCACUAAUUACACGAGCGAAGGAUAAUGAAGUCAAAAAUCCCUUUUACCCUGUAACAUCUGAAACGUAUGGAGCAUAUGUGAUUUUGAUCAUUUCAGUUAUCAUUUUUUCCAUUGGAAUUCUCGGGAACCUUACAAUUAUGUGCAUCGUGUGUCACAACUAUUACAUGCGAAGCAUCUCCAAUUCCCUCCUCGCCAAUCUUGCUUUGUGGGAUUUUAUUAUCAUAUUUUUCUGCCUGCCUUUGGUCAUUUUCCACGAAUUGACAAAGGAUUGGCUGCUUGGAGAAUUCUCUUGUAAGAUUAUACCAUAUAUUGAGGUGGCUUCUCUAGGCGUGACCACCUUCACCCUCUGUGCGCUGUGCAUCGACCGCUUCCGCGCCGCCACCAACGUGCAGCUGUACUACGAGAUGAUCGAGAACUGCACGUCCACGGCGGCCAAGCUGGCUGUCAUCUGGGUAGGAGCUCUGCUGCUGGCGCUCCCCGAGCUGCUGAUCCGCCAGCUGGUCCGUGAGGAGCGGGAGCCCCCCGAGGUCACGCCCUGCGAGCGCUGCGUGGUGCGCAUCUCCACCGCCCUGCCCGACACCCUCUACGUGCUGGGCCUCACCUACGACAGCGCCCGCCUCUGGUGGUACUUCGGCUGCUACUUCUGCCUGCCCACGCUCUUCACCAUCUGCUGCUCGCUGGCCACGGCGCAGAAGAUCCGGCAGGCAGAGCAGGCAGAGCGGGCCAACGUGCGCGCCAACCGCAAGCAGAUCCAGCUGGAGGGCCAGAUGAACUGCACCGUGGUGGCCCUGGCUAUCGUCUACGGCUUCUGCAUCAUCCCCGAGAACAUCUGCAACAUCGUGUCCGUGUACAUGGCAGCCGGCGUGCCCCGCCGCACGCUGGACAUCCUGCACCUGGUGAGCCAGCUGCUGCUCUUCUGCAAGUCCGCGGUGACGCCGGUGCUGCUGCUGGUCCUGUGCCGGCCCUUCAGCCGCGCCUUCAUGGACUGCUGCUGCUGCUGCUGCGAGGAGUGCGGUCCGGCCCGCCCCGCCAACGCCACCGGCGCCAGCGACGAGCACGAGCACGAGUGCACCACGGAGCUGGAGCUCUCGCCCUUCAGCACCAUCCAGCGCCGCGAGGUGUCCUCCUCCUCCUCCGCCUACACACCUGUGGGGACGCACUGCUGAGCAGCCUGGGUGUGUGUGUGUGUGUGUGUGUGUGUGUGUGUGUGUGUGUGUGUGUGUGUGUGCUCACUCACCGCCACACACACAGCAGGGUUUAGAAAGGGCUCCAAAGGGGCCAGCAUCAACCAUCGAAUGUGUGGGGCCUUUUAAGAAUCCAUAGUGUAAAAGGAGAAAGAUGUUUGGUGAAGCGUAGAUUCCCGUUGGUGAUAUGUGUGAGAUGAAACACGUGUUAAGUAGAACUAAAGCUGUGGGAUGUAAACUUUGAUACUACAGUGUUGGCACUUUUGGCACAGAGUAUCAGUCAGUCUGCUUUGUACAAAAACUGGUAAUAUAAAUAUAGGAAGCACAAUGUUUAUAGAAUGACCUGCUAUUUGCCAUCAAGUCCUGUACUGUCAAGAAAUGGCACUGUAUGCACUGAUUGUAGAGAAGAACAAGCUGUGAAUGCGCACGUGUGUGUGUGCUCACUGUCAACCUGUACAUAUCUUGAGACUUGUAGUGUCAUGUAGUGUCACUAAGGUCAUCACGCCAUAGACGCUUUACUUCAGGGCAAGUGUCCGUACAAUGUACGUGAGCUGCCUUUGCUGUUUACAGAAGGUAAAUGUCUACGUAGGGAAUAGGUGAUUUUUGAAGUUGAUAGAACAGAAUGAUUAAUUCACCAUUUUUAAUUAUUAUUUGCACUGUCCUCUUAGCCCAGCUUUCACUUGAGAUAUGAGGGUUGUUACAUGAGAAGGAAAAGUAAUAUAUAUAUAUAUUAAGAAUGGUUCUAGUAGGUUUUUGGAUAAUGAUGAUUCUUGUGAAUCAGUUAAACCUGUGCCUAGUUCCCUUACUAUGUGAGCAUUACGAGUCCGUAUGUGUUAGCAGAGAACUGUUCCGCCCCGGUCCGCUGCUCAAGGGGGUUGUUUUUAGGUAAGAAUUGUCACUUUAGUAAAUAAAAAACAAAAAGCUCUGA
Messenger RNA from Clupea harengus (Atlantic herring), 3155 nucleotides. It is a transcript of the gene gpr37a, whose product is annotated as G protein-coupled receptor 37a. Gene Ontology annotation, cellular component: plasma membrane; signaling receptor complex. The record is from RefSeq and is a predicted model, not a curated record. Lineage: Eukaryota; Metazoa; Chordata; Actinopteri; Clupeiformes; Clupeidae. Gene Ontology annotation, molecular function: G protein-coupled peptide receptor activity; prosaposin receptor activity. Gene Ontology annotation, biological process: positive regulation of MAPK cascade; adenylate cyclase-inhibiting G protein-coupled receptor signaling pathway.